GUCAAAAAGGAAAGUAUGCAAAUCACUUGCAAAACUAUUGAAGGAAAAAGAUGUAAGAGAACUUAGGGGUUUUUUCGAAUCGUUGUCCAGUAAUACUUCUAGUAAGUCAGAACUAGAAAAAGUCCAUCAAGCGGCUGCAAAAGGCCUAUUAUCUCGUUCUGUCAUGGAUAUUCUUACAGGCAAACGUCCUAUUAAGAAAAAAACACAACUAGAUUUAGAACCGGGGAAAAUAUGCACUUCGCUUGGCAAAUUACUAGCAGGCAAAGAUGACAAGGAAAUCGAUGCUAUACUCGACGGCUUACGGCCCUCUGAUUUAGAUGCUGCUAGAAUGAGGAAAGUCCGUAGAGCGGCUAGAAGAGGAAAAGUUACUCCAUCUCUUUUAAAGAUGUUGGGCAGAAUGGAUAUGGGAGAUGCACCUGCUAGUAUUAAAGACCAUGUCUUAAAUAACAUUGCAAAAGCGGUAAAUAAGUUCCAUGUAACAACAACCUCUAUGGAUGAAAUGCUUAAAGACAUAGCUUCAUGUGAGGAUGCAACGUGCAUAUUGAACCAUGUACGAAAAGCAAUAGAAAAGGGAAGAAUACCAUUGGAAGUAAUGGGUGAAAUGCUACAAUUUAUACGUCCAGCUGAUGACAAGUGUAAAGUGACUGGCAAGCUUCGUAAAGCAUUAAAAAAACGACUCGUACCACCAAAAGUUAUCGAAGAUUUAUUUGCUGGCGUUAGAGAUACAAACGUUGAAGUCAUAACCAACAUUCGCAAAGCCGUAGACACAGGUCAGGUACCCCCUCAAGUUAUGGAUGAUGUACUCGUUCAAGUGAGUCCUAAUGACACUCAGUCGAAGAUAAUGGAUAAAGUUCGAAAAGCGAUGAUGAAAAGUCACGUGUCUCCAGAAGUUGUAGAUGAUGUUUGCUGCAGAAUUGAGCCUAACGAAAAUAAGGGAGAUAUCAUGAAAUCCCUUCGAAGAGCGAUCGCAGCUGGGGACUUAUCUCCUGCUGUUUUAGAAGAUUUAGUUGCGGACACAAGACCCACUGACAGUCAGUCUCAGAUCGUGAAGAAAGUUCACAGAGCAAUAACAAGAAGACAUGUUACUCCAUCGGCAAUGCACGAAGUAUUCUCUACAAUAUAUGCUUGUGAUGACAAAGCGGAAAUUUUAAAGAAAGUCCGGAAAGCGGCAGAAAAAGGACAGUUACCAUUGGUCAGUUUGAGUGAAAUACUCGAUACUGUACAUCCAAGUGAUAAUAAGGUACAAGUUUUAGAGAAAAUUCGUAGAGCAAUAGAAAAGCGACAAGUAUCGCGGUAUGUGUUAGACUCGAUCUUUGCCAACCAUCUUCAGCCUAGUGAGAAUACAGCAAACGUUAUAAACAACAUUCGGAAAGCUAUAAAAGCGGGGCAACUAUCACCUGAUAUUAUGGAUGAUAUUCUCACCAAUGUACAAUCAAUUGAUACCGAUUCUCAAGUCAUGAAAAAGAUCCGUAAAGCGCUAGAAAAAAGAAAAGUGCCACCGCGUAUCAUUGAUGAUAUUUUCACCAAUUUAGAACUUAUGAGCAGCAGGACUGUUAUAACGAAAGUUAGAAAAGCGAUAUGCAAAGGAGAGCUAGUGCCUGCUGUAAUGUACGAUAUAAAUGCCACUGUACGACCAAAUGACUCAAAAUCUGAAGUCUUAAAGAAAGUCAAGAAAGCCAUAGUAAAAUACCAUAUCCCGGCCAGCGAUGCGGAUGAUAUAUUAACAAAAAUGCGAGCCAGUGAUAAUAAGUCUGCACUCAUCAAAAACAUGCAAAAAGCGGUAGACAAAGGUCAGCUAGACCCUGCUGUUUUGGGAAAAAUUUUGGCCAACGUUACACCAAGUGAUAAUAAGAUUAAAAUUAUGAACAGAUUGCAAGAAGCGGUACAGAAAAGACGCGUGCCGACCAAAGUUAUUGAUGAAAUCUUGGGACCGGCAAAGCUCGUGGCUUCUAAGUCAAGAGUUAUGAUGAACGUUCGGAAAGCGAUAGCCCAGAAACAACUGUCACCCGAUGUCUACGAGGAUAUUCUGGACAACGUAUGCUCAACCGAUACACAUUCAGUCGUCUUGAACAAAGUUCGUAAAGCAAUUGAAAAACAACACAUCAGUCCCACCGUGAUGGAAGAUAUUCUAGCCAAAGUAAGAUCUAGUAAUACUAGGUCUGACGUUAUAAAGCACGUCGGCAAAGAGGUAGAAAAAGGAAAUAUACCACCAUCUGUUAUGAAGGAAAUAAUAAAAACUAUAAGCCCUAGUGACAAUAAAAACAAAGUUAUGGAGAAAGUUCGUCAAGUUCUGGAAAAAGUACACAUCCCUUCAGAUGUAGUAGAUGAAAUACUUGGUAGUCAGAAGCUCAGUGAUUCUAGAUGUGAAAUUAUUAAUAGUGUUCGCAAAGCUAUAGGCCGAGGGCAACUGUCGCCAGCUGUGAUGGAUGAUAUAAUGGCGACGGUUGGCCCAAAAGACACAAGAUCUCAAGUUUUGAAGAAAGUCAGAAAAGCAAUAACGAAAAAACACAUCACACCAUCCGUGAAGGAUAAGGUUUUAGCACGCGUGCGAACUGGACAAAACAAAUCACAGAUUUUUAAGAACGUCCGUAAAGCGGUUGAUAACGGACUACUACCACCUGAUAUUGUAAGUGAAAUCCUCGUCAAUGUAACACCGACCGAUAAUGAGUAUGCGGUCAAAGAGAAGAUUCGUCAAGCGGUAGAAAAAAGACACGUGCCUCCAAAUGUAUUGGAGGACAUCCUCGCCAGUCAACAUCCUUUUCAUGAUUCAGAAGUUAUGCAGAAUAUACGUAAAGCUGUUGGGGAAGGAAAAUUAUCACCAUCAGUUGUUGAAGAUAUACUAUCCAGUGUAGGUCCUAAAGACAAGAAGUCUGUAGUCAUGAAGAAAGUCCAGAAAGCUAUUGGAAAGAGGCAUAUAACACCCUCUGUGAUCAAUGAAGUUCUCACGAAAGCACAAUGCAGUAAGGAUAUUCCAGAAAUUAUGAAAGUCCUCCGUCGAGCCGCGAGGAGAGGUCAAGUUCCACCCGAAGUUUUCAGUGAAGUACUCAACUGUAUAAAUCCUAAUGACACUAAAUAUAUUGCUAUGGAAAAGGUCCAGAAAGCACUGCAGAACAGGCGUGUAUCACCAAAUAUUAUGGAUGACAUUUUUCUCACUAGUCCAAAGCCGAAAUCUAGUCAACAUGAUAUUUUGAACAAAGUCCGUAAAGCUAUUGGAAUGGGGCAUCUAACACCGUCCGUGAUGGAUGAUAUACUCGUUGAUUCACGUCCAUCGGAAACAGAAUCACAAGUUAUGAGGAAGGUCCGCAAAGCCAUAGGAAAGAAGCACGUGACCCCUUCAGUAAUGGAAGACAUAAUUGCCAAUGUACAAGGCGCUGACAGUCAAUCUGAAAUUAUUAACAGGAUCCGUGAAGGGGUAGGAAAAGGAAAGCUGCCACCCGCAAUAUUAGGCGAAAUACUGGCGAAAGUGAAACCAAAGGAUAAGAAAAAAACGGUCAUAAAAAAGGUUCAUCAAGCGUUACAAAAAAGACAUGUGCCAGCUCAUAUCAUGGAUGAUAUUUUCGACACUAGAAUGAUUCCUACUAAAUCAAAAGUACUGAAAGGCAUUCAAAAAGCGAUCGGUAAAGGAAAGUUAGAACCAUCUAUUUUAGAUGAAGUAAUUGAAAAAACAAGUCCGAGUGAUAGUCGGUCAGUUGUCCUCAAGAAAAUCCGCAGAGCGGUUGGUAAGAAGCAUAUGACUCCUUCAGUGAUGGAGGAAGUGAUGACAGAACUAAGUGAUAGUGACGACUCAUCGGAAAUCAUAGAGAAAGUCUAUAAGGCUGCGGAUAAAGGACAUUUACCACCUGCAGUUAUGAAUGACAUUCUCGCACACGUGCUACCUGAUGACGACAAAACUGAUGUUCUUAAGAAAGUCUGCAAAGCCAUCGAAAAAAGCAAAAUACCAAAAGAAACAAUGGAGCAAUUAGCUGAUCAUCUACGACCGAAAGAUGAAGAGGAAAUCAUGAAGCGUGUUCGCAAAGCGGUCAUCUCGGGGAAAAUGACGCCUUCUGUCAUUGAAGCGUUAAAAACAUUAGAAAAAUCUGAUACAGAAAGCGUUACAGAUAAGAAAUCUAAAGUACUAAAGAAUAUUCGAAGAGCGGUAGCACAAGGACAACUUUCACCAGCAGUUUUAGAUGAUCUAAAAGCCAAUUUAAAACAGAAUGAUAAAAAAUCCACAGUCGUCAAAAAAGUUCGUAAAGCUAUAGCAAAGAGGCACAUUUCUCCAGCAGUGAAGGAAGAUGUGCUAGCUAAUGCAGCGACGGCUGUAGAUGGCCCUGAAAUUGUAAACAAGAUUCGAAAAGCUGUGGAUAAGGGAAUUAUACCCACUACUGUAAUGUACGAUGUUCUGAAAAUCGUAGACCCGAAAGAUACGAAGGAAAAAGUCUUAAAGAAAGUUCGUGCUGUAUUGGAAACGAGUACAAUAUCGCCAUAUGUCUUGGAUGAUGUGCUUGCCGAUUUGACACCUAGAGAUAAUAAAGCAGAUGUCAUAAUGAAUAUUCGGAGAGCGGUUGAUAAAGGACAACUGGCACCAGAUGUCCUGGAUGAAGUUCUAGCUACAGUUCGUCCAACUGAUAAUAAGUCUCAGGCCAUGAAGAAAGUGCGCAAAGCAAUUAUAAAAAGGCACGUGACACCAUCUAUCAAGGAUGACCUACUUGCGAAUGUGCGUACUAGUAAAGAUAAAUCUGAAGUAAUGAAAAGUGUGCGGAAAGCGGUGCAAAGAGGAGAACUACCAAACGACGUUUUAAAUAAGAUACUAGACACUGUAAAGCCUGCUGAUACUAAGUCAGUUAUCGUAGAUAAAGUCAAAGCUGCUUUGGAAGCAAAACAAAUACCGCCAACUUUGAUAGAUGAUAUUGCUACUAAACUGUAUCCUAGGAAAGACAAUAAAGCCGAAGUUAUAGCUAACCUACGUAAAGUCGUGGAAAAGGGACAAAUCUCUGCCGAUGUGUUGGAGGAUGUCUUAUUGAAUGUACGUAACAAUGACAAUAAAUCCCAAGUCAUGAAGAAACUUCAAAAAGCAAUAGCAAAGAGGCAUGUGACGCCAUCGGUCGCCGAAGAAAUAUUGAUAAAAGCACAAGCUAGCCCAGAUAAAUCAGCAGUUAUGAAAAAUCUUCGUAAAGCGGUAAACAAGGAGACGUUACCGCCCGAUGUUAUGGACGAUAUUUUAGCUAAUGUAAGACUUAGCGACGAUAAAUCUCAAGUUGUAGACAAAAUCCGAACAGCGGUUAGGAAGAGGCAAGUUUCGCCCUACGUGAUGGACGAUCUAAUGCCUGAAUUACAACCUUCUAAAGAAAAAAGAGGAGAAAUUCUAAAGAACCUACGGGAAGCGUUAGACAAAGAACAAUUACCACCUGCAGUAAUGGAAGAUAUACUGACGAAUGUGCACGACAAUGAUGAUCAGUCAGAUGUCAUGAAAAAGGUCCGGAAAGCUAUAACCAAGAACUACAUAUCUCCUUCUGUUGCAAACAUGGUCCUCACUAACGUCAACUCUAGUGAAAAAAGGUCACAAGUUCUAAAGAAUGUUCGGAAAGCUGUCGAUAACAAACAAAUACCAGCCGAUGUAAUGGACAAAAUCAACGCUAGUAUUAAACCAAAAGACACCAAAUCUAUGGUUAUUGAAAAAGUGAAGAAAGAGAUUAAUGAAAGAAAAAUGCCAAAGUACGCCAUAAAUGAUCUUGUUGCGAAAAUACAACCCGUUGAUCAUAAGGAAGAUGCCGUUAAGCAGAUUCGACGAGCGGUUGCAAAAGGACAACUGGCACCUGAAGUACUGAAAGAAGUAAUGACCGAUGUGCGUCCUACUGAUAAAAAGUCGGAAAUCAUGAACAAAGUUCUUAAUGCUAUAGCAAAACAGCAUGUAGCGCCUUCAGUGGCAGAGAAAGUUCUACAACGUGCACAAGUUGGUAAAACAAGAUCUGGAGUUUUAAGGAACGUGUUAAGAGCUGUGGACAAAGGAGAACUACCAGCUGAUUUCAUGGACGACCUUCUCAAUGAUAUAAAUCCGUCGGACAAUAAGGCUGAUGUUGUGGAGAAAGUCCGAAAAGGUCUAGAGAAGAGGCAAAUUCCCCCCAUCGUAAUGGAUGAUAUCGUUGUCAGUCUACAACCGCCCAAUCAGGAACAGCAUGAGGCGUUACAAGUCAUACGAGAUGCGGUAGAAAAAGGUCAAAUUGAGCCUGAUGUUAUGGACGAAGUAGUUGAAAAGUUACGUCCAAGCGACAAAAAGUCGAAAAUAUUGAAAGAUUUCAAAAGAGCUGUGGCAAGAAGGCAUUUAACGCCGUCGGUGACGGAUUUGGUACUCGCCGAUGUAAGAAAGGGAGAAAAUAAGAGCGACGUUCUCAAAAAUGUAGAAGAAGCCGUAAAGAAGAAACGGUUACCGCAAACUGUCAUGGACGAUAUUAAAGCAUCUGUAAAACCUGCUGACACCAAGUCAGAGAUGUUAGCGAAGAUAACCAAAGCUGUAGAACAGAGGCAAAUUUCACCAGUCUUCUUAGACGAUAUAGUCGAAAACUUGACACCACCAGAACAGAAAGAAGAUAAAACAACGAAAAUUAAGAAUAAUCUUUUAGGAAAUAUACGUAAAGCUGUAGACAAAGGUGAUAUAGAUGCUAAGGUUUUGGAUGAAGUAAAAAAAGAAAUUCAACCGGAUGAUAAGGCAUCUCAAGUUCUUAAGAAAGUCCGUAAGGUGUUAGCAAAAAAGCGCGUGCCUUCCAGUAUUGCUAAUAAAAUGUUAGAAGAAGCAUCGUCUGAGGAUGCUCUUAGUGACGAACAGACAACAGAUUCCGGCGAACAGGAUGCUCAAAUGUUGAAUAGGAUGGAGAAACGUUUAGAGCAAAAGGAUAAGGCUGAUAUUAUGAGUAACGUUCAAAAAGCUGUCAAAGAUGGUAAACUAGCACCCGCUGUUAUGGAUGACAUAUUGGCCAACGUACGAAAAACUGACAAUAAGUCUAAAGUUAUGAAGAAGGUUCAAAAAGCGAUAGAAAAGAAACACGUAACUCCAUCAGUGAUGGAUGACGUAUUAGCCAACGUGCGUGCCAGUGACAACGUUUCAGAUGUUAUGAAAAAUGUACAGAAAGCAAUUCAAAAAGGGCAAUUACCACCAGAAGUAAUGGAUGAAGUUCGUGCUAAUGUUCGGCCAAAUGACAGGAAAGAUGACGUCAUUAAGAAAGUUCGAGAAGUUAUAGAGAAGAGGAAAGUAUCAGAUUACGUAGUCGAUGACAUAAUGACAAACUUGGAAUCGAAUACCCCUAAAGGAAAAGCUUUAAAGAAUAUAAAAACAGCGGUAGAGAAUGGCCAACUAGCUCCCGCUGUUGCUCAAGAUGUAAUGGACAACGUAACGCCCGAAGACACUCAAUCUAUAGUCAUGAAGAAAGUCCAGGAAGCUAUAACAAAAAAGAACGUGAAACCCCAAGAUAUGGAUAAAGUGCUUAAUGAUGUUGAGAAAAGUGACAAUAAAUCGCAAAUAAUAAAACAUGUUCGCUCAGCGGUUAACAAGGGUAAGCUCCCACCAGCUGUGCUGAAAGAGGUACUGGCCAGCGUGGCCCCUGGGGACAAUAAGGAUGAAGUGGCCAAGAAAGUUCGUAAAGCUGUGAAAAGCAGACAAGUGCCCCCAGAAGUCGUGGAUAACAUAAUGAGUAAUUUAAAACCUGUUGAUAGAAGACAAAAAGCUAUUGAGAAUGUUCAAAAAGCGGUAGAAAAAAACAAUCUACCUCCUGAAAUUAUGAAAGAAGUCAUGGAUAAUGUGCAUCCCAAUGACACUGAUUCAAAAAUCGCCACGAAGAUUCGUAAAGCGGUGGCGAAGAGGUAUGUGACACCUACAGUAGCAAAUGCUGUUCUCGCUGAUGCAAGCAAGGGCGACAACAAGUCCGCCAUAAUGAAGAAUGUACGAAAAGCGGUAGCAAAAGGCCAGUUGCCAGCAGACGUUAUGGAUGACAUAGUCGCCGAUCUUAAGCCUGGGGACACAAAAAAGCAAGUCUUGGCGAAGGUUCAAAAAGCUAUCGAAAAGAGGAAGAUGGAACCGAAAGCAAUAGAUGAAUUAGUCGACGAUCUGCGUCCAAUGGACGAAAAGUCUGAAGCUUUGAAGAAUUUGCGUAAAGCGGUACGCGAAGGACAAAUGGAACCAGCGGUUAUGGACGAUGUAAUGGCCAACUUGAAGCCUGGUGAUCAUAAUUCUGUUAUUCUCAAGAAAGUACAAGAAGCGGUAGCUAAAAAGCACGUGUCACCAUCCGUCGCAAGCAAAAUGCUAGAAGAUCUAAAACGCGCAGAAAAUAAAGAAGCUGUCAUUGAUACCGUCCGGAAAGCGGUCAACAAGGGACAGUUACCAGCCGCUGUUAUGGAAGAUAUCCUCGCCGAUGUAAAGCCUGGUGAUAAAAAGGCUAUAGUCGAGAAGAAAGUCCGUAGAGCUAUUGAAAAGAGAAAACUGCCCCCCGGUGUAAUGAAGAAUGUAGUAGCCCCUUUGGAACCUGAUCAUAAGGCCGAAGCUUUAAAGAAAAUUCGUGAACAGGUAGAUAAGGGUCAGUUGUCGAAAGCUGUAGUUGAAGAUUUGGAAGGAGAUAUCAAUCCUGAUGAUAGCAAGUCUGAGGUUAUGAAGAAGGUUAACAAAGCAAUUGCAAAGAGACACAUAACGAAUGCAGUGGCAGAAAAUGUACUUGCUGAUGUCAAAAAAGGUGCUAAUAAGGCAGCCAUCUUGAAAAGGGUUCAGAAAGCUGUUGACAAAGGCGAAAUGCCACCCUCUGUCUUACAAGAGAUCAAAGCCGAUUUGAAGCGCGGUGACAGAAAGUCUGACGUUUUAAAGAAAGUUCGUAAAGCUGUAGAAAAGAGAAAACUGGCCCCAGGUGCAAUGAAGAAAGUUGUAGCUCCUUUGCAACCUGAUCAUAAGGCCGAAGUUUUAAAGAAAAUUCAUGAAGAGGUAGAUAAGGGUCAGCUGUCAAAAGCUUUAGUUGAAGAUUUAGAAGCAGAUAUUAAUCCUAGUGAUACUAAGUCUGAAGUUAUGAAGAAGGUUAACAAAGCGAUUGCAAAGACACACGUAAAGAAUGCAGUGGCAGAAACUGUACUCGCUGAUGUCAACAUAGGGACUAAUAAGGCAGAUAUCAUGAAAAGGGUCCAAAAUGCCGUUGACAAAGGCGAACUGCCACCCUCAGUGUUAGAGGAGAUCAAUGCCGAUUUGAAGCUCAAUGACAAAAAAUCUGAUAUUUUAAAGAAAGUUCGUAAAGCUAUAGAAAAGAAAAAACUGCCCCCCGGUGUAAUGAAGAAUGUAGUAGCCCCUUUGAAACCUGAUCCUAAGGACGAAGUUUUAAAGAAAAUUCGUGAACAGGUAGAAAAGGGUCAGUUGUCGAAAGCAGUACUUGAAGAUUUGGAAGGAGAUAUGAAUCCUGGUGAUAGUAAGGCUGAGGUUAUGAAGAAGGUUAACAAAGCAAUUGCAAAGCGGCACAUACCGAAUGCAGUGGCAGAAAAUGUAGUUGCUGAUGUUAACAAAGGUGCUAAGAAGGCAGAUAUCAUGAAAAGAGUUCAGAAAGCGGUUGACAAAGGCGAACUGCCACCCUCUGUCUUAGACGAGAUCAAAGCCGAUUUGAAGCGCGGUGACAAAAAGUCUGAUGUCUUAAGGAAAGUUCGUAAAGCUGUAGAAAAGAAAAAACUGCCCCCCGGUACAAUGAAGAAAGUAGUAGCUCCUUUGGAACCUGAUCAUAAGGAAGAAGUUUUAAAGAAAAUUCAUGAACAGGCAGAUAAGGGUCAGUUGUCGAAAGCAGUACUUGAAGAUUUGGAGGAAGACAUUAAUCCUGAUGAUAGCAAGUCUGAGGUUAUGAAGAAGGUUAACAAAGCAAUUGCAAAGAGACACGUAACGAAUGCAGUGGCAGACAAAGCACUUGCUGAUGUUAACAAAGGUGCUAAUAAGGCAGAUAUCAUGAAAAGAGUUAAGAAAGCCGUUGACAAAGGCGAACUGCCGCCCUCCGUAUUAGAGGAGAUCAAUGCCGAUUUGAAGCUCAAUGACAAAAAAUCUGAUAUUUUAAAGAAAGUUCGUAAAGCUGUAGAAAAGAGAAAACUGCCCCCAGGUGUAAUGAAGAAUGUAGUAGCCCCUUUGAAACCUGAUCAUAAGGACGAAGCUUUAAAGAAAAUUCGUGAACAGGUAGAUAAGGGUCAGUUAUCGAAAGCAGUACUUGAAGAUUUGGAGGAAGAUAUGAAUCCUCAAGAUAGCAAGUCUGAGGUUAUGAAGAAAGUUAACAAAGCAAUUGCAAAGAGACACAUACCGAAUGCAAUAGCAGACAAUGUACUUGCUGAUGUUAACGAAGGUGCUAAGAAGGCAGAUAUCAUGAAAAGGGUCCAAAAUGCCGUUGACAAAGGUGAACUGCCACCCUCUGUCUUAGACGAGAUCAAUGCCGAUUUGAAGCUCGGUGACAAAAAGUCUGAUGUCUUAAAGAAAGUUCGUAAAGCUAUAGAUAAGAAACGAGUGUCACCCACUGUAAUGGCUGAUUUGGCCGGUGUUGAGCAGCCCGUAGGAGAUCAGUCUGAUCCCAUGAAGAACAUUAAAGAAGCUAUCAAGAAUGGAGAACUAGAGCCGGCUGUCAUGAAUGAUGUGAUGGCUUCUGUAAAACCUGGGGAUACAAAGUCUGAGGUUAUGAAAAAAGUUCGCGCAGCGGUAGCCAAGAGGUAUGUCACACCCGCUGCGAUGGAAGAUGUACUCGGUACUGUAAAGCCUACAGACAAUAAGAAACAAAUUUUGAAGAAAAUGCGUAAAGCGGUCGCCAAAGGUCAGGUACCCAAAUCCGCGAUAGAUGAGAUUGAGAAGAAUGUAAAAUUCAUUAAAGACCCGGAAGAAGUAAUGGAGGAGGUCCGCAAAGGCUUAGAAAAGAAACAAGUGCCACCAGCAGUGAUGAAGGAGAUAAGGCGCAAAAGCGAUAGGUCCCCAAUCAUGACGAAGAUUCAAGAAGCAUUGAAGAAGAAGAAGCUGUCAGCGUCAGUAAUGGAUGAUAUAGCUGCCCAUAUGGGUCCAGGAGAGAAAAGAACUGAAGUCAUGAAGAAAGUCCGCCAAGCCGUGGAAAAGGGUCGUUUGACUGCAUCUACUUUGUCAAUGAUAAGAGACAUAGAUGAAGCCAAACAAUCAAAAGAUAUGGAUAACGUCCUCAAUGAACUUGGUCAAAAUACUGCAACGAAGUCCGAUGUUAUCAAUAAGCUACGUUUAGCUGUAGAUAAAGGUCAGAUGCCGAAAUCUGUCUUGAACGACGUAAUCAAAAGUCUCGAAACCAAAGAUGGGAAAGCUGAAGCUAUUGAGAAAGUCCGAAAAGCUAUAAGAAAACGCCAAUUACUUCCAAAGAUAACAAAAGUCGUAAGAAUUAGAUGCGGCGACGUACUCAGUCCCAGUGAAAUUAAAAUGAUUAAAGAUGCGGCGAAGGCAGGAGAAAUUUCACCAUCUGUGAUGAAGAUAAUUAUGAAGAAAAACAAUGAAUUUAAUUUCGAUGUGAAGAAGGAAUCGCCCAUAAAAAAGAUUUUCAAAAAGAAAAAGGAUAAAAGAGUAAUCAUCGACAAGACAGAUAUAAUGGCUUACGUUAAAGGUGCUGACACGGACGCACAAGUUAUAAGGAGAGUGCGAACAGCAAUAAUGCAAGGCGACAUAUCACCGUCAGUCAUGAAAUUGUUAUUAAACAAAGAUAAUGCUGGUAUUAUAUUUUCGGAUGAAAUUGUACGUGCAAUAUUUCCACACACAAAGGGAAAAAUUCAACCGUGUCGAAAUACUUGUCAAAACGUUACAAGAUCUAAAAGCUUAAAGACCACAGAAGCAUCCAUGAUGCCCUCACUGAAACAAACGUUAAGCGAACGUCGUACAAACUGUGCUAACUACAACUUUUGUCCAGAACGCAAGACCAGAAGAAAAAUUCCAUUUUUUCCCGGUGCACCUACAGUAAAUACACGGAAUAUUAUGUUUGAUGGCAUGCCUAAGUACACAACGCAGACGGUGUUCACUGUCCAACAAACAGAAAACAUGCUAACACCAAGAUACGGAAUAACUCACCCAGGCAAGUCAUCCGCAACUUGUAAAUGUGGAAGUGAAAUUUGUAGAAAAGAAUGGCUUAAUAUGAAAUUGUCGAAUAUGAAACUGACAGAAAGUGAAGCGAGAUUAAUAGCUUGUGUAUGUGGCACUAAGAUGAGUGAUUAUGAGUCUAAAAAAAUUCUUAAUUCAAUAGAAAAAGCUAAGAAAGCACAAAUAAUGCGAAAAGAACAACAACGGUUUAAAGAAGACAUACAACAGAAAAAUAUACAAAAGAAGAUAAACAAAUUGAAGAAAAAGCAACAAAUUGUAGAAUUAAAGUACCGGAUUAAGAAGAGGAAAAUGGAAGAGAAAAGAAAGAGGAAUUUAAAAAAGAGAUGUAGUAAAUUAGAUGCUCCUUAUCAGAAACACAGGAAAGAAAUGGAUAGACGCGCUUGGAAACAAGUUAGAGAAAGGAAGGAUUUAUCACGCAGUGCGCUGGCAGCUGAAUCAGCAUUAGACGCGGGCACCUUCAGCGUGCGAGCUAUUUUGAAAUUCAUAAAAUUGACGUGUGCAGCACUCAGGCAUCCUAAAGACAGCUAUCAUGAUUUAAAAACAGCCUUAAAGGACCCAUGUUGCUCUGUGCGAAAGUUGCGGCAGUUUUGUGACGAUGAAGGUAUUUACGAGCCAGCUGCAAGAAUCAAACAUAGAAUAGGUUUCGUUACAGAAAAACUCAAGAAAAAGAGAAGGAGACCAGUUAAUUUUGGAUGUAACCUUUAUAUGGCAUCUCGAAAUAAAACGCCAUGUUUAUGGGUAUUUUACGCUUGCCCAUGGUUUUACCCUCAGUGUAUCAGUUUGCUUUCAGGUCUUAGAAAUUUUUCUCGUAUGUUAAUGUUAAUGCUAGCGUUUAUUGUAUGGAGUCCGUGUUUAUUCUGUUUUUGUCCUACCUGUUUGAAAGUACGAUGACUGAAACAAGAAUUUUGGUGAAGUUUUGUUAAAGCAAAUGAAUCGAUC
Molecule: messenger RNA, 13003 nt
Organism: Helicoverpa armigera (cotton bollworm)
Lineage: Eukaryota; Metazoa; Arthropoda; Insecta; Lepidoptera; Noctuidae
Exons: 113
Coding region: 164-12955 (4263 amino acids)
Source: RefSeq, a predicted model, not a curated record